CCAGACAGACAGGGCUAGCCUACAGGAGCAGGAGGCAAACUAAACUUCACUUGUAGCUAAAAGACGUUAUUGUGUAGCCCAUUUCUGGUAACUCUCUGUGUUUAAAAUGCCUUUACGUUGUGGCGGAACAUCUGAUGCGAAAGAUGCAAAUGAAGAGGUUCAGAAAAUAUGCGACGAGAUAAAGUCUCAUGCCGAGGAUAAAGCUGAGCGCAAGUUUGAUGUUUUCACCGCCAGAUCUUUCAAAACACAAGUUGUUGCGGGGACGAAUUACUUCGUUAAGGUGCAUGUAGGUGGGGACGACUACAUUCAUCUACGCAUCUAUAAAACUUUACCCCAUGCUGGAGAAAAACUGGAGCUGCAUGGCGUACAGACAUCCAAGGCUCAUCAUGAUCCAAUUGAAUACUUCUGAAGCAAACUCAUAAAUACUGCUCAUGCAUUUGUGUUUCCAUUUUUAUACAGUAAAUGUUUUCAUUAACACCUG
Messenger RNA from Carassius carassius (crucian carp), 481 nucleotides. RefSeq names its product cystatin-B-like. The transcript is spliced from 3 exons. Bases 107 to 409 code for a protein of 100 amino acids. Gene Ontology annotation, molecular function: cysteine-type endopeptidase inhibitor activity. The record is from RefSeq and is a predicted model, not a curated record. NCBI's taxonomy places the organism in Eukaryota, Metazoa, Chordata, Actinopteri, Cypriniformes, Cyprinidae. Gene Ontology annotation, cellular component: cytosol.